GGCUGCCCAGGGUAUUGGGGUCAGGGUGGCAUUAGCCCAGCUCAAGCCGAGCUGGGCUGACUCAGCAUCCUGCCCCGGCCAAUCCCCAGCCCUGACAGCUCUGCUCUCCCUUGGGUAGAGAUGGGAGAUGGCGCCGGUGUUGCCCCUGGUGCUGCCCCUCCAGCCCCGCAUCCGUCUGGCACAGGGGCUCUGGCUCCUCUCGUGGCUUCUGGCGCUGGCUGGUGGCCUCACCCUCCUCUGUAGCGGGCAUCUCCUGGUCCAGCUGUGGCACCUUGGCACCUUCCUGGCUCCCUCCUGCCCAUUCGCUGCCCUGCCUCAGGUUGCCCUGGCAGCCGGUGCAGUGGCUCUGGGCACAGGACUGGUGGGUGCAGGAGCCAGCAGGGCCAGUCUGGAUGCGGCUCAAUACCCUCCCUGGCGAGGGGUCCUGGGCCCACUGCUGGUGGCUAGCACUGCUGGGGGCGGGGGGCUCCUGGUCCUUGCCCUGGGGCUAGCCCUGGCUCUACCUGGGAGUCUGGACAUAGGGCUGGAGGAGGGCCUGGCGACUGCCUUGGCUCACUACAAGGACACAGAGGUGCCUGGACACUGUCAUGCCAAACGGCUGUUGGAUGAGCUGCAGCUCAGGUACCACUGCUGCGGACGCCAUGGGUACAAGGAUUGGUUUGGGAUCCAGUGGGUCAGCAGCCGUUACCUGGAUCCCAAUGACCAGGACGUGGUUGACCGGAUCCAGAGCAAUGUGGAAGGCCUAUAUCUGAUUGACGGGGUCCCUUUCUCUUGCUGCAACCCCCACUCACCCAGGCCUUGCCUGCAAAGCCAGCUCUCAGACCCACAUGCUCACCCCGUCUUCGAUCCCCGACAACCCAACCUAAAUCUCUGGGACCAAGGAUGCCAUGGUGUGCUGCUGGGGCAGCUGCAAGGGUUGGCAAGCACACUGGGCAGCAUGCUGGCUGUCACCUUUGUGCUGCAGACUCUGGUGCUCCUGGGCCUGCGGUACUUGCAAACAGCACUGGAGGGGCUUGGAGGAGUCAUCAAUGGGGAGGGAGAAACACAGGGCUAUCUCUUUCCUAGUGGGCUGAAAGGCAUGCUGAAAACAGCAUGGCUAAAGGGAGGGGUUGCCCACAGGCCAGCACCUGAGGAGGCCCCAUCACUAGAGGCCCCUCCUAAGGAGGGUCUACCUGAGGCCUAGUGGCCUAGAGCUUGGGGUGGGCAUUGGGAGGGGGGGAAGGGGAGGGAUGGACAAGACAGGAAACCUCACAACUCCUUACCAAGGCUCUCGGGGAGGGGGGGCCCUGGGAUUAGAGGGGUUAAAGAUAGUCAGUGAGCUGGACGGGGGUAGGAGAGAAAACCUGGUAUCCUAGAGCCCAGCCCCUGUGGCCGAACCACCAGGGAACAGAGGAAAACAGGGCAAUGACAAGGACUGGAGAUUGCUUCUGGUGCACAGACUCAAUAAAGCUUUUGGACUGAAGCCACCGAUCUCUCUCUUCAUCUGGGUUGGGGUCCCUGAGAGAACUGAUUUCUGUCUGAUAGAGAAGCCAGGAUGACAAAGUUUGGACCCUGGUA
Molecule: messenger RNA, 1557 nt
Organism: Equus quagga
Lineage: Eukaryota; Metazoa; Chordata; Mammalia; Perissodactyla; Equidae
Gene: ROM1
Product: retinal outer segment membrane protein 1
Exons: 3
Coding region: 128-1183 (351 amino acids)
Biological process (GO): visual perception
Cellular component (GO): membrane
Source: RefSeq, a predicted model, not a curated record